UUUUCUAAAUUCCAACCUUUGUCUCUUCUCUCUUUCUCUCUCUCUUUAGUUCUAUUGCUAACAACAUAUGUACAUGCGAUCCCUACCAUCCCUUUCCAUGGUCUCGUCCCUACACCCUCACCGUGCCUUCUAGAACCUUCCGCUCAGAUCUUAAUUGGAUUCGUUGUUUCAUGGAAAUGGCUUCCACUCCUCGCACCGUCGAAGAGAUCUUUAAAGAUUACAACGCUCGAAGAAACGCCAUUGUUCGCGCUCUCUCUCAAGAUGUGGACGAAUUCUACAAACUCUGUGAUCCAGAUAAGGAGAACUUGUGUCUCUAUGGACAUCCAAAUGAAACAUGGGAGGUGACUUUGCCAGUAGAGGAAGUUCCACCGGAGCUUCCAGAGCCAGCACUUGGAAUCAAUUUUGCUAGGGAUGGCAUGAACCGCAGGGACUGGCUUUCUCUAGUUGCUGUGCACAGUGAUUCGUGGUUGCUUUCUGUGGCUUUUUAUAUUGGAGCUCGUCUUAAUUGCAACGAAAGGAAAUAUUUAUUUAGCAUGAUCAAUGAUCUUCCUACUGUUUUUGAAGUUGUGUCUGAGAGGAAACAAAUAAAGGACAAGCCCACUGCAGAUAGUGGAAGCAAAUCUAAGGGUAGUACCAAGAGAUCAAGUGAUGGACAAGUUAAAAGCAACCCAAAGUUUGCAGAUGAAGGUUAUGAGGAGGAGGAUGAGCAUAGUGAAACCCUUUGUGGGAGCUGUGGUGGAAAUUACAAUGCAGAUGAAUUUUGGAUUGGAUGUGAUAUAUGUGAGAAGUGGUUCCAUGGGAAGUGUGUGAAGAUUACUCCUGCAAAAGCUGAGAGCAUAAAGCAAUACAAAUGCCCAUCAUGCAACUUGAGGCGGGGCAAGCCCUAAUCUGGAGGCAAUAUGUGAAGUGAAUAAUGUUGUGUUAUGAUCAACAAGAUAUACUAUAAUAUAGUUACAUCGAUCUCUUGUAGUUCAUGUUAACAAUAUAGUAAUAUGUCUGAUCAUAAUCUUUCAGAUCAAGUUAAUUUCUUCUA
This is a messenger RNA of Cajanus cajan (pigeon pea), 1033 nucleotides long. Its product is annotated as PHD finger protein ALFIN-LIKE 2. NCBI's taxonomy places the organism in Eukaryota, Viridiplantae, Streptophyta, Magnoliopsida, Fabales, Fabaceae. The record is from RefSeq and is a predicted model, not a curated record. Gene Ontology annotation, biological process: regulation of DNA-templated transcription. Gene Ontology annotation, cellular component: nucleus. Gene Ontology annotation, molecular function: transcription cis-regulatory region binding; histone binding; transcription coregulator activity.